This is a messenger RNA of Rhizopus microsporus ATCC 52813, 693 nucleotides long. Its product is annotated as ribosomal protein S3Ae. Lineage: Eukaryota; Fungi; Mucoromycota; Mucoromycetes; Mucorales; Rhizopodaceae. Bases 1 to 693 code for a protein of 230 amino acids. The record is from RefSeq and is a predicted model, not a curated record. Gene Ontology annotation, cellular component: ribosome; cytosol. Gene Ontology annotation, biological process: translation. The transcript has a single exon. Gene Ontology annotation, molecular function: structural constituent of ribosome.
AUGUUUGAAGUUCGUCAAGUUGGUAAGACCUUGGUCAACCGUACCCAAGGUCUCCGUAACGCCAACGACUCCCUUAAUGGUCGUGUCGUCGAAGUCUCUCUCGGUGACUUGUCCAAGGAUGAAGGUCGUGCCUUCCGCAAGAUCAAGCUCAAGGUUGAUGAAAUUCAAGGCAAGAACUGUCUUACCAACUUCUAUGGUAUGGACAUGACCACUGAUAAGCUCAGAUCCAUGGUUAAGAAGUGGCAAUCUCUUAUCGAAGCCUUUGUUGACAUCAAGACCACUGAUGGCUACUUGGUCCGUCUCUUUGCCAUUUCCUUCACUGCUCGUCGUCGUAACCAAAUCAAGAAGACUACCUAUGCUCAGUCAUCUCAAAUCCGUCAAAUCCGUAAGAAGAUGUUUGAAAUCAUGACCGAAGAAGCUUCUGCUUGCGAUCUUAAGGAAUUGGUUGCUAAGAUCACCAGCUCUGCCUCUCAUGCUUCUCAAGACGCUAUUGCUGUCCGCAUUGAAAAGGCAUGCCAAGGUAUCUACCCUCUUCAAAACACUUACAUUCGUAAGGUCAAGAUCCUUAAGGCUCCCAAGUUUGAUGUUUCUGCUCUCUUGGCUCUUCACGGUGGUGCCGCCGCUGCUGCUGAUGACACUGGCGCCAAGGCUGCUAAGGAAUUUGUUGAACCCCCUAUCUUAGCUUCUGUUUAA